Molecule: messenger RNA, 1110 nt
Organism: Vitis riparia (riverbank grape)
Lineage: Eukaryota; Viridiplantae; Streptophyta; Magnoliopsida; Vitales; Vitaceae
Product: glycine-rich cell wall structural protein 1-like
Exons: 1
Coding region: 1-1110 (369 amino acids)
Source: RefSeq, a predicted model, not a curated record
AUGGGGAGGCCGUCUCGGGUGAUAGGAUUUGCAUUAUUGCUUUUGCUUCUUCUGGAGCUCUCCGCUGCUAGGACCUCCAAGAAGAUAAGUGUUAAUGGAGGAGGUGGGGGAGAGGGUGGUGGUGGUGGCGAAGGUACGGGACUUGCAGAUGGUUCCGGGUAUGGUUCAGGAUAUGGGUCAGGUGAAGGAUACGGAAAUGGUGGUGAAAAUGGGGAUGGAUAUGAAGGUGGUAGAGGAGGAGGGGGUGGUGGGGGAGGCGGCAGAGGUGGUGGUGGUGGAGCAGCGGGGUCUGGUUCAGGCUACGGUUCUGGAUCCGGUUCCGGGUACGGAAGUGGGAAAGGAGGUGCGGGAGGUGGUGGUGGAGGCAAAGGCGGAGGAGGAGGUGGAGGUUCUGGCAAUGGAGUUGGGAGUGGUUCCGGGUUUGGCUCAGGGAGUGGAAGUGGGCACGGAAGCGGCAGGGGUGGUGGGGAAGGAGGAGGGGGAGGUGGUGGAGGUGGCAGAGGCGGAGGAGGAGGUGGAGAUUGUGGCCCUGGAACUGGGAGUGGUUCUGGCUAUGGAUCGGGCAGUGGAAGUGGGUAUGGAAGAGGCAGGGGUGGUGGGGAAGGAGGAGGGGGAGGUGGUGGAGGUGGCAAAGGCGGUGGAGAAGGUGGAGGUUCUGGCCCUGGGAGUGGUUCCGGCUAUGGGUCGGGCAGUGGGAGUGGGGGAGGCGAAGGAGGAGGUGGUGGGGGUGGCAGAGGUGGAGGAGGAGGAGGAGGCAGAGGUGGAGGCGGAGGCUCGGGUAGUGGAACAGGGGGUGGUUCGGGGUUCGGCUCAGGGAGUGGAGGCGGGAGUGGCGGUGGGAAAGGAGGUGGGGGAGGUGGCGGGGGUGGCAGAGGCGGAGGAGGCGGCGGAGGCUCCGGAAUAGGAGGUGGCUCGGGGCAUGGACAGGGAGAAGGAAGUGGGUAUGGAAGCGGGAGCGGUGGGGGCAGAGGAGGAGGUGGAGGAGGAGGAGCAGGUGGAGGUGGUGGUGGAGGUCGAGGUGAGGGUGUUGGAAAUGGGCAUGGGUCUGGAUACGGAAGUGGAUCUGGUUAUGGGUCAGGAUCCGGCGACGGAGGGGAAGAUUCACCAUGA